Messenger RNA from Pelagomonas calceolata, 1573 nucleotides. The record is from the annotation of a GenBank genome assembly. NCBI's taxonomy places the organism in Eukaryota, Pelagophyceae, Pelagomonadales, Pelagomonadaceae.
GCCAUUUUGAAUAAUUAAGAGCUCCUAACUCAGCGCGUAAGCUGCCGCUGGCCCGCAGAGAUUGUGUGCAGGCCACACGCAUUGCGCCCAUCAAGUGCCACGUGAAGAGCGCUGUCAAAAACCGCUCAGCGCGCCAAAUUAGCUGUGCCGCCAAAUCAGCUGUAGCAAACGCAGCGCGCAUCUAUAAAGACAGCGCACGCCGCCGACGCUAGGCGCCGCACAAAAAAUGGCGGAACGCAAGCUCUCCGGCGUGCGCGUGUCGCUCCCGCGGUUGACGAGAGUACGAGCGGUCAGCCACGACCAGUACGGAGGCGCCACUUUAACCUACGACGACGAGCGCCGCGACUACGAGCUCUGCAAGCUCGAGAGCGUGCCCGGCGUGCGCGAGGACGACCCGCUGAAUGGCGCGAAGGUCGCGUUGCCACCUCAAAACUACACCUGGGACGCCGAGCGGCUGCUCUGGGUCCAUUCGAGAAGCAAGCAGCCCUACGCCGAGAUGGCUCGUAGAUCAUUACCUAGAUCGGAUGAAGACGUUGAAAGGGACCCUCCCUCGGAAGCGAUUGGAUCGAGGUGCAUGGCGUGGUCUUGGUCAGACGAGACACCCUCGUUGCGAAGGGCCACGGUCACGUCGCAUUCUUGCGAAGGCGAUGAUUUGGGUUUAUUGGGAAAGUGGACCCUGACGCUAUCAUCUGCGGGCACGAAUCGAAGACCAACUACGAUAGAGGUAAGAGCGCCGGAGCUCCGAGCCGCGUUGGACCUGAGACACCAUGUCGAUUGUCGAGGAGAGCCACCAGCACUCUCUCCAGAACUACGCCGACAAGGCUGGUCCGCAAAACAAAGUAGAUCAACCGGCGACUGGUAUUAUGUUCAUACCUCACCGAAUGGAGGCGCGACGAGCCAGUGGGAGCGGCCCGGCUGCGACUGGCCCAACGCUCCUUCUUGCGCGUGUUUGGGGCACCGGACGUCGACGCGCAUCGAUUCCCACCUAGAUAGAAUGGAACGCAAGGCGACGUUGGCUGCUUCCUGUCGCUCGAAGUACGCGGACUAUGAACGGGCCCAAGAAGACAGGGCGACGGAAGCAUCUUCUCGCGGUGAGGCACCUGAUAGCGCUUUACAAACGUAUGCCGCGUGGUGCCGCGCGCGAUGCGAGGCGUACUACGAAUCGCCGCCCCACUUGCAGCAUCUGUCGGAUGACGCGCCCGAACGGCGAGCCGACCUCGAGGCCCACGUGGACACGAUGUACGGCUUGAUGCGCGAGUACGACCACGUCGCGAGUGACUCCGAGUUUAGUGAUGAGAGUGAAAGUGAGGAUGAAAACGAGGACUUCAGCGAAUUGGGUUUCAGUGAUGUGAGGGUCCAGCGGUCGUCGAAACGAAGGAGGACGGAGCGGGUCCUGCGGAGUGGAUUGGAGCAGUUCAUCGACUCGCCGGGAGUGGCUUCCCGCAUCUUGCACGGCGACGGCUUCAACCGGACGCGGUCGGGCGCGGUCUUCGGGGGGAAGCGCGACGAGAACUCGGACCUGCGCAAGCACCUCGACUUCGACUGAGGAGCUUCCGGCCUAAGGUCCGUCUAG